AUCAGGGAUUUCCGAGAUGGGUUGACUGUUGAAUUCCUAUGAUCCACGUUACAGAAAUUGUGGUUCGGAGACAAGAGAUGCGUCCUGUCAGACGCAUAAUGAUUAACAAUGACUGAAAAGCUGUUUGGUAUAAUAAUGAUGAAUAUAGGCCUAUACCGUAUAGCAUAAUGAAGUUAUGGCCAGCACGCACCACAUGCACAAUACAGGAACCGGAAAUUAGAACACUUUACCCGGAUGCCAACAUUGGCUCGUAUUGCCCAUUACUUGCUGUCCGGCGCCAUUCCAGAUUCCAUUUGUAAAGGCCGCCAUUUCAGGUUGGUGGAUGAGACUCACGGGUUGACGCACUUCGGACGGAGCAACAUUUUUUUGUUUUAUAAAAAGGUGCAUUUUGUCAACUCGCUGUUUGCACACAUCCAGGUCAACACCAACGUGUGUUUGUAUUCAAGCAGCUGUGACGAGGACAGAGAAUAUCAUUCUGUAUGUUUGUCCUCACGAAUGAUUUCAAAGGUUACAGUGUUAAGUGCCGCGGUUGAGGAGAGCAACUCUCGUCAGCUCGUGUCACUUUUUGCCUUGAUGGUACAGUCCGCUUGAGCUUGCAAGAUUCGGCGAUAACACUCUCGAGACGCAUUCGAAGAUACGGCGUAUACCACAUUCAUACUCGAAAAUGUGCGUCGUGGGUGAAGGUGUCUGAACCCUAAAAGAGGAUCGUUCUCUGAAUCUCUGUGGGAUUUUGAAUGGACGACUCAUCCGGAUCUUGCUGACAUCCGAUAACACAGGAACGACCUGAUGACGUCAUAAUAUGGUUUGUAAUUUGAGAAGCCAUUUAUAGCGGAUUUUUUUUGUGGAAUAGAUGUAUCGUCUAUAUGUGGGCUAUACACAACGUUCGCAUCAAGGAAACGUUGCCUCUGCCAACACAACACAGCAAAACUGUUUUGAUCUCUGAAGAGGUUGUCAGGACCUGUGGACCCGAUUCUACAUUCCACGUUAUCUUAUCAAGACUCCCAAAAGUUUGAUCUUGGCAGGCCUGGUGUGGAAUUUUCAAGGGCUGAGUGCGCCGGAAACAUAAUUGGUGCCCAAAAUGAAAAUGACGAUAAUGUUCGAUUAUUCUGGUCCCCCAAAUGGGACGGCUGACGAUGGAUUCGAUGGCAGUGCUUCGCCUUUAACGGCUUUCACUGUGAUUCAGGCGGUCGCCAUCUGCAUCUUUGCCUUUCUGACCGUAGCCGGCAACACUCUCAUCAUUCUCAGCAUCGUGAGGUUCCGUGUCCUACAGACUAUCACCUCUGCUUUCAUCCUGAAUCUAGCCAUCGUGGACUUCUCGGUAGGAGUAACUCUGAUGCCGGUGGCUCUAAUCACCUGCGUCAAGCAGGACUGGAUCCUUGGUGAUGUCUUUUGUAAGAUCAGCGGGGUGGUCAAUAUGCUCUUCCCCGUAGCUAGCAUCUCGACCCUCUCAGUCAUCGCGAUAGACCGGUACUGUGCCAUCAUCAGACCCUUGAAGUACAACUCCUUCAUGACCAGGCGAACUGUUACUGUUUUUCUGAUCUGGGUCUGGGUUCAGAGUCUGUUGAUCGCACUGCUUCCACUGACCCCCUGGUCUCAGUACAGAUACGAUCCAAGUGAGCUCCUAUGCCUGAUCGCCUGGGAUUCCAGUGACCUCUCCUUCGCCAUAUUUUGCCUCUUCGUCUGCAUCGUCGUGCCUCUUGGAGUGAUGUUCUUCUGCUAUUACCACAUCCUGAGGGUAGCACGCCACCACUCCAGGCGGGUACAAGCCCUCAAGACGAUUUCAACCAACGUCUCGGCUUGCAACCACGUCCAGGCGGAUUCGGAUGCCCAUGGGGGUACACCACGCACAAGCGACACGCGACAUGAGUGUCAAUCCCACCGCUGCCACCAACAUAGACCCAAGAUCCGCAUCGCGGCACGGGAAAACAAAUCGACGGCCAUGAUGAUGAUGGUGGUGGGAACAUUCAUCUUAGCCUGGCUACCAUACAUUACAGGGGCUCUGUGUAAAGUGAUAGCACGAGAGUGUUUGUGGCCGGAAAGUUACUUCACAGCUUGUGUGUUGGUGGCCAUGCUACAAUCCUCUCUGAAUCCUGUCAUCUAUGGCGUCAUGGAUCGUCGCUUCCGAGGAGCCAUGAAAGCCAUCGUCACGUGCUCUAGCCGAACCAGUGUCGAUCCAGUCAUAAAUCGUCCUCAUUUCUCAACAAGUGUGCUCUGACCAUUAUUCCUAACUAUUGUAUAAUUAUUCAAAUCGAGUGAUGUCUGAUCAACACAAAGUCGCGAGCGGUAGACGAGUUGUAAGAAGCGAAUACAAUAAUGUGCAAUUUACGCGAACUUUCGUCAUAGCCUCAUCAGUUAUAGACCCAUAUUCGUACAUGAAAUGGUCUUCUAUGAAAUUUAAGUAAAGAACAAACCAUGUUCUUACUAUUUUGUCAGUAAUUUAUCGGUUCACUUUAUAAGCAUUGAAACUCUUGAAAAUUCAAGUUCCAAAGAUGCAUGUAAGUUAUAAUUAUUUAUUCACGACGGUUGUCUAUAUAAAAGUGUAAUUCAACAGCCAUUCCUUAAUUCUGCAUCGCACAAUAAAAUUAUGUGAGUUUUCAUGAAAUAUUUGGUGUAUGAAAUUUAUACUAAUUGUCUUAAAA
Patiria miniata (bat star) is the source of this 2639-nucleotide messenger RNA. Its product is annotated as dopamine receptor 4-like. Lineage: Eukaryota; Metazoa; Echinodermata; Asteroidea; Valvatida; Asterinidae. Gene Ontology annotation, biological process: G protein-coupled receptor signaling pathway. Gene Ontology annotation, cellular component: membrane. Bases 1079 to 2215 code for a protein of 378 amino acids. The record is from RefSeq and is a predicted model, not a curated record. The transcript has a single exon. Gene Ontology annotation, molecular function: G protein-coupled receptor activity.